Molecule: messenger RNA, 3501 nt
Organism: Trichobilharzia szidati
Lineage: Eukaryota; Metazoa; Platyhelminthes; Trematoda; Strigeidida; Schistosomatidae
Source: the annotation of a GenBank genome assembly
AUUAUGUCCACAUCACUGGAAGAUUUGAAAGAACUAGCGAAUAUCUUUAUUUUACUAUUUAUCAACGUUGCAAGUGACUGUAUUUCAUCGUAGUUGUUAACUAGAACAUUGAAGAUCCCAGUUGUAUCCUCUGCUUCCUGCAGCGCUUCCCUUGGCUUUUACGGCACUCGUGGUUUGGCAUCCGGGUUGACUUGGUACCCUGUUCAUCAUGUCUCAGUCUCGCUUAGUUGUAGACAGUAAUCCAGUGGGCUUUAAGUCUAGGCUCUCUGCAAGAAUCAGCUGGAGAACUGCUGUGAUAGUCGGAAUUCCUCUUGGCAUCGCUGGAUUAGCACUGUAUCUUCAUUACAUCAGAAAUAAAAAGCAAACGCGUGCAACAGAACUUACACCUGAGACACCUUUAGAGGCUGCUUUAGCAUUAAAGCUGAAAGGAAAUAAAUUUUUCAAAGGUGGACAAUACGCUCAAGCAAUCAGUCUGUACGAUGAAGGACUUGCAAAAUGCCCUGUAGAAGCAGUUCAAGAACGUGCUGCAUUCUAUCAAAAUCGUGCAGCAGCUAAAGAGAAUCAACGCCAGUAUGAAUCAGCUAUUGAAGAUUGUUCUCUUGCGUUGUCAUUAUCACCGAAUUAUUUAAAGGCAUUAAAUCGUCGAGCACAUUUAUAUGAAAAAUUAGAAAAAUGGGAUGAAUGCCUAUUAGAUGUUACAGCGUGUUGUAUUUUUGAAAAAUUCAAAAAUGCUGAUAAUAUCGUUUGUAUGGACCAGAUCCUUAAAAAAAUUGGACAGCAGAAAGCUCAAGAAGAGCGCGCUAAAUUGUUACACGAGCUACCCUCAGCUUCAUUUAUCCGUAACUAUUUAAGCGCUUUUGCAUGUAAUCCAUUCGUUGCUAUAAAUCCACAAGUAUGUAAAAAAAGUUCCAGAUCUGAAAGUACAACUAACGGUACAACAGCUACCGAUGAGCAUGUAUCAUCAGAUAGUUCAAUUAUUAUUAAUGAUAAUAAUUUAUACGAUCCAUUAAAUUAUAAAGAACCUGUUCAAUCAGCUCUUAAAACGUUAAAUGCAUCAUUGGAUUAUAUGUCUAAAGGUGAAUAUGCUCAAUCAGCUGAAUAUGUUAUGAAAGCUGUUUCAUUAUUUGAAUCUGUGCUGUCUGAAAAGUCAUUUGAUAGUGAUGCCAAAGAUUAUCUGAUCUCUCCGGUGGGUGAUAAAAGGGACACAUUGAAUCAUGAUCUAACAAAACCUGGCAACGGUGAUGAUGAUGAUAAUGAUGAUGUUUCUCGGAAAACAAACGGUCAUGACGAAAACAGCAACACCGAGGAGGAAAAUAAUACUGUCACAAAGCCUGGGACACCACUAGCCACAAACCCCGAUGGUAAUGAUACCAUUACUUGUACUAGUGAUACGGAGACUAGUGAAUCUGUAAAAGCGCAUAUUAAAGAAGUAUACAAUCAAGCCUUAUUAUUACAUGCAACUUAUCAAGCAUUAGCUGGUCGGUCUGAAGAGGCAAAAGAACGCUUUCAAGCUAUUGGUGCUAGUGAUUCAGGCGCUUCGUUGUUAGUUCGUGUGAAUGCACUAAUUAAGUGCGCUUGUCUAUCAAUGUCUGUUGAUCAGGAUGUUGCCGCAUGCCUGUAUGACUUUCAGCGUGCACAAAGUGCUUGGUCUGAAUGUCCAGAUGUUUACUUACAUCGUGGUCAAAUCAAUCUGUUAUCUGAUCAAUUAGAUGAAGCUUUGCAUGACUUGAAUAUGGCUGUGAAAUUGAAACCAGAGUUUUCAGUUGCUCAGGCUCAACGGUUGUAUACUCUUUAUCGAUGUGCAUUGAGUUCUGGAGAUAUGAGUAAAGUGAAUUCUCGUGUAGAUGAAUUUCGCCGAUUAGUGAAAAAGUAUCCCAGUUGCCUUGAAACUCAUUCAUUAUUUGCUCAGAUUUUGACAGAACGUGGUGAAUUCGCUGAAAGUGAUAAAGUCUUUGCUGAUCUGAUCUCUCUUGCACCAGAUUCAGGCUUGGCCUAUGCUCAUCGUGGCCUGUUACAACUUCGAUGGAAACAAGAUCGUGAUGCAGCAUAUCGCUUCUUUUUAGAAGGUACUAAAAAAGAUCCAAAGUGUGAAUUAAUCCAUGAGCUGCUGGGUCAGUUGGCUGUUGAAAAAGGUCAAUUCAAUGAAGCGCUGAAACAUUUUGAUAUUGCUGUUAAACAGGCUAAAACACAAAAUGAUUUAGCGCAUUUAGUUGCCUUACGUGAAGGUGUCAAUGCUCAAUUGAAAGUAUGCGAAAAAUAUAAAAUAUCUAUACCAGAUGUAGUCGCCAGUAUACAACAAGAACAACAAAGAUUUCUAAUGGGUAUGCAAGGUGGAAGUGUAUAGAAAAGAGAAAAAAUAAACAAGGACUGUCUUUACUCUCCUUCUUUGUUAUUUUAAACUCCUCAUAUUGUUGUUGGUUGCUUAGUUGUUACUAGGCCCUUUUCUCAUUUUCAUCUUUUCUCUCAAGUUUGGUUUGUGUUUGUAGAAAAAAAAGGAAAAAAGACAAUCAUUCCAUUACAGUAUGUUUCCUCUGUACGGUGUGUCUCUCUGAGAGUCUUUUUUUUCGCCUGCUUUGUUCAUCCUGUUCCACAUGAUUUCAUUGUGCUCCACCACCAUCUCAUUUUUAAGUAUAUUCAUCAUCGAAUACUCGAAGCCAAACCCAGGGAAGUAGUCAUUCAACCGCAGGAGCAGCAGUAAUAACUAUUGGUGCUCAUUCCCCUAGUAUGUCAUCCAUGUGUACAGCCUGCGUGUGUGAAUGUGUGUGUUGACGGUUGUGUAUUUUACUUCUUAUCUCAUUCUCUGUGUUCUCUCGUCUUACAGUCAUGUAAUAUUUACUUGAAUCUUUUUUUAAAGAAGUCUUUUCCUGUAACUCCUAGAACUCAUGUAGUGAACCUAUUCCACCCACAAAGGGGGGGGGAUAAUCAUAUGUAACUAAGUUAUAAAACAUUUAACAGUAUAUUUUAAUAGUUAUUUAAAUAUUAUCCAUUAACUUGGUGUACUACUCUUGUCCAUUGUUCAUAUUACUUAUUUGAUGAUUGUAUAACUGUUCCGAAAAGACAAAAAAUAGCACCAAGAUUUAUGAGGAAUUGGCGAAUGCAGUAACUGACCCAUUACUCACUCUUAAUUACUUACUGGACGGAUGGAUGGAAUUCCACAGAUAAUAUAUAGGCAUAAUCUCUCUCUCUAUCUUUAUCCGAUGUGUGUUGAUGGGUGUUUUUGUUGUUGUUUGUUUCGUUGGUUUUCCCCACUUUCGUUCUUCACACCAUCAUCAUCAAAGAAGGUAUUUGAGUAGAAGACGGAAGUGUGUGGAAAUGUAUUUAUAUACCUCUAUCUCUCUCUCUAGCCUAAAAAUUAAAACAAAAAUUUAUGAGAUUCCUUCUUUUUAAAGCUAAACUUUACCCCGUAAUAAAUUUUGAUUUUUUAGUUUAUGGGAUCUUUUUGUAAGCUUUUGGAUUGAUUUCAUUUGUCAGACUUUGUCAUGAAUUAACUCAUCAUUGAAG